UUUUGAGACCUUUCAUCCACAAUCAUAUCUAAAUAUCUCAUAAUAUCAUCUGAACUCUAUCCAUCCACAAUUUUCAAAUUUUUAUCCACUACUGCAAUGGUUUACUGGAAGCUUCAAUGGCGACUCCAAUGGCGUUAGCUUCUUCAUCCUCUAAUUUCCUUUCCCUUCCGCGCACUGCAACGCACCUUUCGUUCUCGCCAAAGUCGCCGGUGCUCUAUCCCAAGCCAUGCUUCUCUAUAUCUUCCCUCGCCUCUCCGGAUUUAGACCCAUCGUUACCCUCAAACGUUCACACCUUCUGGCAAUGGCUUCGCCAGGAAGGCAUGGUCUCCUCCAAGACUCACGUGAAGCCGGCAAUUUUCCCUCAAGGCCUCGGACUGGCUACAACCAAAGACCUGUCCAAGAACGAGGUCGUUUUGGAGGUUCCCAAACGAUUCUGGAUAAAUCCUGACGCGGUUACUCAUUCCGAGAUUGGAAAUGCGUGCAGUGGAUUGAAGCCAUGGGUUUCUGUUGCUCUGUUUCUGAUUAGAGAAAAUUUGAAGGACGACUCGCGUUGGCGACGGUACCUCGAUAUUCUCCCGCCACAAACGGAUUCGACUGUGUUUUGGUCUGAAGAGGAGCUUGCAGAGCUCCAAGGAACCCAACUUCUGAGUACGACUUUGAAUGUAAAAGAAUAUGUUAAGAGCGAAUUUCUUAAGGUUGAAGAACAGAUAUUGCGCCGCCACAACGAUCUAUUUCCUUCUCCAGUUACACUGGAUGACUUCUUUUGGGCUUUUGGGAUACUCAGAUCAAGGGCAUUUUCACGACUCAGAGGCCAAAACCUUGUUUUGAUUCCUUUUGCUGACUUGGUCAACCAUAGCGUUAGCGUAACCUCAGAAGAAUAUGCAUGCGAGGUUAAGGCACCGGCAGGCCUCUUCUCAUGGGAUGUCCUAUUCUCUCUCCGGUCCCCAACUUCUGUUAAGGCUGGCGAGCAGGUUUUUAUCCAAUAUGACUUAAAAAAGAGCAAUGCGGAGUUAGCUCUUGACUAUGGGUUCAUAGAGCCAAAAUCCGACCGCAAUGCGUAUACACUGACAUUUGAGAUUCCAGAGUCAGACCCUUUCUUUGAUGACAAGCUAGAUAUUGCUGAGACAAAUGGCCUUGGUGAGACUGCUUAUUUUGACAUUGUUUUGGAGCGUCCUUUUCCACCUGCAAUGCUUCCAUUCCUGCGGCUGCUAGCGCUUGGAGGCACAGAUGCAUACCUUUUGGAAUCUCUGUUUAGAAACUCAAUAUGGGGUAACCUUGAAAUGCCUGUUAGUCGAGCAAAUGAAGAGCUUGUAUGUCAAAUGGUCAGAAAUGUCUGUGAGGCUGCUCUUUCUGCCUACCAUACCACCAUAGAAGAGGAUGAGAAGCUAAAAGAAGAAAAUCUUGAUUCAAGGUUGAGGAUUGCUGUUGGAAUAAGAGAAGGGGAGAAAAGGGUUUUGCAGCAAUUAAUCAAAAUUUUCCAUGACAGAGAACUGGAAUUAGAUCAAUUGGAGUUUUACCAAGAUAGGAGGCUAAAGGAUUUUGGGCUAUGUGGGGAGCAAAGUGAAAUCAUCUUUUGGGAGUCCAAAUAGGAGGAGAAUUCAUGCCUUGGCAGGUUUGGUUCAACCACUAUUUCAUGUGUUACAAGCUGAUUCGAUUGAAUAAGACUAUUUGGAUUGAAGAAAGACUAUUUGGAGCUUCAGAAGUUGUUACAAGCUGAUUUGGAUUGAAUAAAGACUAUUUAGAUUGAAGAAAGACUAUUUGGAACUUCAGAAGUGAAUAUUUGCUUUUAUGUGUUACAUUUGAAGAAAGACUAUUUGGAGCUUCAGAAGUGAAUAUUUUACGAGCUGAUUUGAUUGAGGAAGGAUCAUUUGAAGCGAAUAUUUGUUUCAUGUGUUAUUCAAUUGAGGAAGAAUUAUUUGGAGUUUCAUAAGUGAAUAUUUGUAUCGUUGAAAUAGCAGAUAAAGUUGUGAUAAAUUGUAUUAUUGGAUACAGUUUUAUAAAGUGAUAAAUUGUAUUAUUGGAUGAAGUUUU
This is a messenger RNA of Cucurbita pepo subsp. pepo (vegetable marrow), 2031 nucleotides long. NCBI's taxonomy places the organism in Eukaryota, Viridiplantae, Streptophyta, Magnoliopsida, Cucurbitales, Cucurbitaceae. The record is from RefSeq and is a predicted model, not a curated record.